Messenger RNA from Antechinus flavipes (yellow-footed antechinus), 3246 nucleotides. It is a transcript of the gene GPD1, whose product is annotated as glycerol-3-phosphate dehydrogenase 1. Lineage: Eukaryota; Metazoa; Chordata; Mammalia; Dasyuromorphia; Dasyuridae. Gene Ontology annotation, biological process: carbohydrate metabolic process; glycerol-3-phosphate catabolic process. Gene Ontology annotation, molecular function: protein homodimerization activity; NAD binding; glycerol-3-phosphate dehydrogenase [NAD(P)+] activity. The coding region runs from base 1519 to 2634 and encodes 371 amino acids. Gene Ontology annotation, cellular component: glycerol-3-phosphate dehydrogenase (FAD) complex; cytosol. The record is from RefSeq and is a predicted model, not a curated record. The transcript has 8 exons.
CAAUCAAAAGGAAGGAACUGUGUGCUAAGCAUUGUUACAAAUAUUUGGUCUUCACAACAACUCUGUCAUAUUUUAAAGCUGGGGAGACCGAGACAAGCAGAAGUCAAGUAAUUUGUCCAGAAUCAUUUUUGCUUAGACUGCCACCUCCUGCUGCCUGUGGGGGCAAGACAGAAGUAGAAGGGAGCCAGAUGUGGGCAUUCACCUGCACUCUGGUGCUUCUGACCCUGGGAAGGAAGUGGAGGUGGUCCAGUCACAGAACUACUCUGCCUGCCUUUGCCUUUCCUCCAAUGCUUCCAGUUGGUACUUGAUUUCUUGUUGCCAGCCUGUAUAGUCUGUGCCAGGGGGAAAAUGGGGGUGGAGCUGAGGAAAGAAGCCAGCCUUGAAUUGGAAGCAACAUUGUGUUCUGGAGAGGGAAUCUAACCAAGCUUCGGGGAAAUUUUAUUACCCUGGGAUCAGCCAGAGAAGUGACUGGAGGCCCCUCCCAUCAUCUUGUGAACUUUUACCUCCCAUGUGCUCAUUUCCAUCCCCCAGCUAGACUGGGGCUCCCCACUAACCCAGUUCUUAUCUAGCAGGAGCUGGGCAUGUGAAUGCAGUCUUAGGCCCAGGAUGAUUGUCUACCUUUUAGGCCAAAGUGCACAAGCAGCAAUGUCCAAGAGGCCUCUUCCCCUCCCCUCCAAAGUAGCUUGGGAACUUUUGCCCUCUCUUAACCAAACAUGACUAUGUGAGCACACAGACUUGGACCUGCAGAAGCCAUUUUUGCCAUUUCUCCUGACACCCCUCCAUACACUUUCUAGCAAUAGUAUGGUAGUGCUGGCAGAGUCUGCAACCUGGGCUUGGUUUGUGCUUAUAGGAGGCAUGGAAACUGCAGGGGAAGAGUAUCUUAUCUGUUACCACCUCUUCUCCCCUCUUAAGUCCUUGAGAAGUGCCUGGGAGUUGACAAAGCAUAUAAAUGAGUUAAUUCCUUGCCCAAUUUUUCUCAGGAUCUUUUCACUACUGUCCCCAAAAUGAAACUCCACUGCCACCAUUCAAAGGUGAGCUGUGUCACAUGGGGACCUGUCAAAGAAACCCGAGGUGGGGACCCAGAAUGACUACUCUAGUGGAGACUCAUUCAGCCUUGGAUAUGUUGGUUGAGUAGCCAGACCUCUGAGUUUGUGCUAGGUUAUGUGGGGGAUGGAUCCUUUCAUUUUGGGGAGUCCCUGUCUGUAAAACUGAAGAAUGCUAACCCCUGGGGACUAUAAUAUGAGGUGUUGUUGGUCAUUGUUACUGCUAGACAAUAGCCUGGAAAAAGUACUGUUACCAGGUCUGACAAAGUACAGCUUAGUCCCUUACUUCGUGAGCUCUCCUAGGGAAGCAGGAGACCAGAAGGUAUCAGCUGACUUUAGAAAAAGAUUGAGAUGAGUGUCCUGAUUUCCUGUCCCUACCCCUGUCUGCCUGUUCUUCCCUGUCCCUGUUGGACUCUCCCUCACUCCCACCCCUUCACUAGGGGUGGAGCUUGACUUCUCCAACAUGCCAAGUUAAAUGUUCAGAGCAGACAGAGGAGCAAGGCAGUGUGGUACGCAGCAGGCCAGGCAGGGAAGCAGGACCAUGGCAAGCAAGAAGGUCUGCAUCGUGGGAUCAGGGAACUGGGGCUCAGCUAUCGCCAAGAUUGUGGGUAGCAAUGUAACUCAGCUGGUACAGUUUGACCCUCAGGUCGCCAUGUGGGUGUUUGAGGAAGAAGUUUCUGGCCAAAAGCUAACAGAGAUCAUCAACACCAAGCAUGAGAAUGUCAAAUACCUACCUGGGCACAAGCUGCCACUCAAUGUGGUGGCUAUACCAGAUGUGAUCCAGGCAGCCGCAGAUGCAGACAUCCUCAUUUUCGUGGUGCCCCACCAAUUCAUUGGCAAAAUCUGUGACCAGCUCAAGGGUCAUCUGAAGAGAAAUGCCAUUGGGGUGUCUCUUAUCAAGGGUGUGGAUGAAGGCCCUAAUGGGCUGAAGCUGAUCUCUGAGGUGAUCCAUGAACGACUGGGCAUCCCCAUUAGUGUGCUGAUGGGAGCCAAUAUUGCCAGUGAGGUGGCUGAUGAGAAAUUCUGUGAAACCACCAUUGGCUGCAAGGACUUGGCCCAAGGACAGCUGCUGAAGGAGCUGUUGCAAACACCAAAUUUCCGAAUAACUGUGGUGCAAGAAGUAGACACAGUAGAGAUCUGUGGUGCUCUUAAGAAUGUAGUUGCUGUUGGGGCUGGCUUCUGUGAUGGACUGGGCUUUGGUGACAAUACAAAGGCUGCUGUGAUCCGGCUGGGACUCAUGGAAAUGAUUGCCUUCUCCAAGCUCUUCUGCAAGGGCUCAGUCUCUUCAACUACUUUCCUGGAAAGUUGUGGGAUUGCAGACCUCAUUACCACCUGUUAUGGGGGUCGUAACCGAAAGGUGGCUGAAGCCUUUGUCCGAACUGGAAAGUCUAUUGAACAAUUGGAAAAAGAGAUGCUGAAUGGGCAGAAGCUUCAGGGGCCCCAGACAGCUCAGGAGCUGCACAACAUUUUGAAGCACAAGGGCCUGCUGGACAAAUUCCCCUUGUUUAUGGCUGUGUACCAGGUGUGCUACGAGGGUCACCCGAUCCAGAAGUUCAUCCAUUGCCUCCAGAACCACCCAGAACACAUGUAGGCAGUGCCGAGGCUGGGUCACUGAAGAUCCCCAGCUUCCUGAACCUGACUCCAGGGUGUCCUGGGCCAUGAGAAUUUUCCCAAGACUUCUCAGUUUCUCCCCCUCACCUCAGUCCUUUCAUUGCCUGGAGUACAUGAAGCCGUGGGACUUAAGAACUCCUGGAAACCUCCAAAGUGGAGGCCCAAUCAAACCCAAGCAAUUGACCUCAGCUUGGGAAACCCUGAAUUCUUGUUUCUUCUCCUCCUUCCACCUCCUCUCUAGGGAUGGGGCCAUCUUUCUUUUCUCUUCAGGGAUGGUGAAAAUGAAUCUCAGUAUUCUCUGCAUAAUGAGGGGCCAGGAUGGCUGCUAUGGUUGGCUGAUCUACAAAAAUUUAGCCCAAAGCUAAAAGUCCUCCCUGCCUUCUAGUCCCAGUGCCCAAUCAAGUGGUUACUGAAGCUUCUGGAAGUGUCAGCUUCUUGUGGAAGUGAAAAUGUUGGGGAGAGGCAACAGUUUGGGGAGGGAGAGAAGGAAGAUGGAUCCCUGUGAAUUCCCUUGGGUCUGAUCUUCCCAGGGGACGCUGUCCUAUGUCAAUGAGUUUCAGUGAUUGUAAAAAAUACAAAGAUCUCAACUGGU